CGCAUGUCGAAGGCUGGCUGUCAUACUGUCACUUUUGUUCGUAUUUCGGUGUGUCGCUUCUUCCUUCUUCGUUCGUAUUGCGGUUUUCGGCACUUUGUAAAUGAAAAAUGAUUGAUUUUUCAAAAAAUAUAAAUACAUGUGGUACUCAAAGUGUAUACGUGUGAUUGUUUUUAGAUAUUGUGUGUUAUAAGUUUAUCCACCAUGCCUCCAGUGAAUUCUAAGGUGAAAAAGAACGGCGCAGAAUAUGAGAGUGUUGUUCUGCCGCGUCGAUGGAGGACCGUUACAACCGCCGUUCCUGAUGUUAGGACAGCUGCCUCCUGCCCUCUCCUCACAAGGCAGGCACUUCUCAGUUAUGCCUCCAGUUGGAAUCUCAUACAUUACAAGUUCAGCAACUACGCAGGCAGCUACCUCAAUUUACCACGGCCCAUUGAAAAUAAAUUUCCGGAGGAGGUGUAUGAUAUAGAUGCCGAAACUGAGAGUGAUAAUGAGGGUCAGGCGGCUAAAUUGGACCUUGGCACGAAAGAGGGACAUCUGCUCAAGGGACCUGAAAUUGGCUCAGAUAGAAUAUUCAGUAACCUUGCUUCAAAGUCAUUUAAGAAACGUUAUUGCUCAAUGGUUAGAGAGGCCGAUGGCACGUAUAUACUUGAAGUGUAUAAGGACGAGAAGAAGACGGAUACGAAGCUCACUAUCGUUAUGGAUUUUUGCUCUGAUGUUGUCAGGAAUCCUAAAAAGGGAAGGUUUUGUUUCGAAUUGCGCAUGGCCGGCGGUAAAGGCUAUACGUUUGCAGCUGAAAAUGAAGAAGAUGUAAAUGAUUGGAUUAACGCUUUUAAAGCGGCCUUGAAGAAAAACCAGGAUAGCCAAGAGACUCACCAAAGUGAUGAAGCUUUGGACAAAGAUGCGGACGUAUCUCUGACAGCGGAACCUCCUCCUCCUACGUACGGCACCCUGAAGGGCUUGGAGCACAGUAUGAACCCGCUACUCAUGCGGUACUCCCGCGAGACAGACAUGUCUAUAGCGGCCGCGCGCAAUGAGUGCCGCUACAACAUCUUCAGUAUGCCAUACAAACGCGCGCCCUCGCCUGAACCCCAGCUCGAACCAUUCAAAGAACACUUUGGCCAAAGAAUUUUGCUCAAAUGCGAAAGCUUAAAGUUUAGGUUGCAAGCGCCGAUAGACGGCGAUAAAGAACUGUUGUGUCAAGUAGAGCCUUAUUACACGUACUUAGCGCUGUACGACGCGAGGAGUGGGAAGAAACUCUCGGAGAACUUCCACUUCGACCUGAACCAUGAUGCCGUGAAAGAUCUAGUCAAGGAUACCGAGGAUACGAAGUCAUUAGUUGAGAAUUUUAGUUACGAUGUUAAGUUAGACGUUAAUCAGAUACCGGAAGAGUGGUUUAGAUCGAAGAAACAGGUAAUGCUGUCUGUAAACAAUCCGCACCCAGACUUGUUUCUCGUAGUAAGGAUUGAUAAAAUCUUACAAGGCCACGUGAGUCAGGUGCUGGAGCCUUACCUCAAGGCCACCAAGGACCCGAGACUUGGCCUCAAAGUACACAAGAAUGUCCAGGCGUAUGCAAACCGCGUGGGAACUUACAGGAUGCCCUUUGCUUGGGCGGCGAAACCUUUGUACAAAAUGUACAGCAAUGAUUUAGAUUUGACGCCGGAGUUCCCAGCCAUAUACCGGCAGGAACCGAAUAAGAUGUCUGAUGAUGAUCUCCUGAAGAUAUUAUCAGACUAUCGCAAGUCCGAGAAGAUGUCGAAACUGACUGUGAUACCAGGGUGGCUCAGCAUUAAUAUAAAUCAGAGCAAUGAACAAGUACCAAAUUGCAUGUCUACUUCGUACGCAGCAUUGAAACCUUUUCCUUUACCGCCUACAUCGCCGCUGACAUUAGAGCUGGCUACUCUAAACGUGGAGCCAGAGCAGCCGUAUGCAGCGUACAUACACCAUUUGUACAACACCGGUCCAGAAGUGGUUUGGGUGGAAGGUGAGAAGCAGCUGUUUCGUUGCCAACUGGUCCUGGACUCCACAGUGGCUACCAGAGACCCUCACUUGCACAACCUGUUCAGCCAGGCUGAGAGACUGAUCAAAUCCAGUUCACCUCCAACUUCACCCUCCCCUCCACCGUGGAAUGACGUAUGCAACGCGCUCAAAGCUGCGCACGCAAUAAAAUUGAGCUCGCUCGUAGCUUUCUUGCCAACUAUUAUGAAUCAACUGUUUGAAUUAAUGUACGUAUUUAAUUGUGUGGAAUUCAAACUGCACACAAUGUUGACGGCUCCUUUACACAUGUUCGUGGAUCCCAACCAGCCGGACUUUUUGCUCGGCAACAAAUUCAUGCAGUACUCCGGCUUCUUCUUCGAUAUAAUCACUAAGAGUAUGGCGCAGUACCUUAUCAAUACAGGGAGGAUAAAAAUGUCACGCCACGAACGGUUCCAUGCAGAUCUUCUAGAGAACAUUGAGAAAUUAGUUACGACUGUUGAACCUUCGUACAUUUUACAACAACCAAUGCAGACUCAUAUAUUCAACAAAAAUCUUGCCACAUUUUUAAAAUCUUGCCUAUCAUUCAUGGACAGAGGUUUUGUGUUCCGACAAAUAAAGAAAUACCUCGAUAAGUUCAAAGUCUGCGAUCCUAAAGCGUUGUUUGACUUCAAAUUCACGUUCCUACAAACUAUAUGUUCUCAUGAACAUUUUGUGCCGUUCAAUCUGCCUUUACAUGCCAAUAAAUUGCCUAAAGAUGGGGAUGAAGAUCCCGCCAAGCUGAGGCUCACUGAAGAUUUUAUUAUGAGACACUUUCUUGCCGGAACCCUGCUAAAACAAGUGGAACAGUCACUGAGAGAGGCGCCAAUGAAGCGUAGGUCUGCGUUGAGUGUGUUGCGAGCUUUAUUGACGAAGCAUGAACAUGAUGAUAGAUAUAGGAGUCGACAGUGCAGAGCGAGGUUGGCGUAUUUGUACUCACCGUGGCUUACUAUUGUACUCGAAAACGCACAUCGUCUAAUAACAAAGAACUUGGCGAGUCCAAUAGAGAAUGGUCACGACAGAGUGGACGGCGACGGCACGAUGAACCCGGUCCUCAACAGCACCCAGAAGGAGGCCGCGUCCGCCAACAGCACGCCGCGACGGAACAGGCUCACGUUACACUUCGACCACACCCCCGUCAGGAACUCCGCACAUUUCAAAGAACCGCCCACUAUACCGGGGAAUCAUAUGUAUGGGAAAGAUCACGCCAACAACAUGUCACAAAGCAGUUUAGAAUCAGUAUCUACUAUGUCCGGAGGUGACUCGCUACCAAGAAAUAUUGGACGACUGGACUUGAGCGAAAUUGGUGAUCAAGUUAAUAGAUUCGGUGUGAUGUCCGCGGAAGAGGUGCGCGAUGUUCUAUUGUGCUUCCUGUACGUGUUGAAGUAUUUGGACGACGAGAGACUCGUGGACUGGUGGAGGACACAGUCUCAGGCUCAACAGCAAUCCUUCUUUAAUGUGCUGGAAAUAUGCGCAGAACAAUUCCAAUAUGUCGGACGAAAGAAGAUACUAUCAGAAAUGAAAGCAACUACACCGGACUGCAAUGGCAAGCCGAAGCCAGUAAAAGCCAGGACGUUACCCGCCAGGAUGAGCCCGCCCGACUUUUCAAAGGAACCACCAAUAGUUGUGGAGAAAAAUAAUACUGUCAAUAGAGAAAAUCUUGUUAAUCCUUCUGUUACUACUGAAUUGGAAGCAAUAGCGGAACACACAGUGCUAUCAGCGAGCUGCCUCGCUACAGAAGUGGGUCUGACCAUCAUAGACCGCGCGUGUCUCUUCAUGAAGAACCUGGGCGCGGCUGACGGGGUCGCGGCGAAGCCUUAUCUCAAACUACUGCAGUACCCACAGAGCGAGACUUUGUAUAAGCACCUGUUUUCAGCUCUGAGAGCGUAUAUUAACCAGUUCUCUGAGACACUGUUUGAAGGUGAGUGA
This is a messenger RNA of Spodoptera littoralis (African cotton leafworm), 3936 nucleotides long. The record is from the annotation of a GenBank genome assembly. NCBI's taxonomy places the organism in Eukaryota, Metazoa, Arthropoda, Insecta, Lepidoptera, Noctuidae.